CUUCAAUUUUUUUUAUUUUUUUUUCCGAAAUUUGCUAGAUCUAUUCUUAAACACGUGUUUUUACCUAAAUUGGAAUUGAAACUAAUUAAAAGUAGUAGGAAAUCGAAAACUUACCGGAAUCGAGCCUCGUUUGUACGGUUUGAAUGUCGAAAAAUUUUUACGAAAUUCAAAUUUCUAGAGAGUGUUUGGGAGUAGGAGAGAGAAUUUGCAAGUUGGAAAAAUUAAAAUGAAAAAGCUACCGCUGCAAAUAAGCCAAUUUCAGUAAAAGUACCGCUGCAAAUAGUAACACCCUUUUUAAAAACGUAGCUAAACAAAUCGGACCAUCAUAUAGUUUAAUUAUUUUCUCAAAAACAAAAAAAAAAGGUUUAAUUGCAAAUUAAAUUAUUUAAUAUCUUCCACUUAGAUUUACUCUCUCUCCAGUAGAACCCGUACAGUGCGUACUGUACACUGUACAGUAGUAAGAGGAAACAGAAGAAGAGAGUGGAAAAUGUAUGAAGGGUUUUGAUUAGUCAAAGAAAGGUAGCUAUCAAUCUGCCUGCAUGGAAAUUCCGAAAGCUGUAAGAAGUAGAGAAAUAAACAAUUUGCCGUAUUGACAACUUCGGUCAAUCCAUCAUUUAAUCAAAUACACGCAAGAAACCGUAUCGUUUUUCUCUUCCCUUUUUAUUUUCUUCUUCGUCUUCUUCGCACGCGGAUUCGGAAUCCUUUAGUUUUUAUUUUAUUUUAUAUACCCACAAAAGUCUCGCAGAGAGAGCGCAAACCAUAUUUUCAAAUGUGUACAUUUGAGUUUUGAGAGUGCCCAUUAAGUGUUUGUAGAAAUACCUCUGUAAAAAAAAAAAUUCUUUUUUUUUUGGUUGUGAUAAAAGAUGGCAUCCGCGGCGGUGUUUUCGUCGUUGAGGAAGCGGAGAUCACCGCCCCUGGAGGCGUUUCUGGCGCCGGUGCACGUGUCAAACGCUGUCGUUUUGGAGACUAUCUCUGCUGUAUCCUCGGAGCUGGUGUCAUCGUAUUCAGGCAGCAGCAAAACGAUGCCGUUUUUCCAGGUGAAGAAUUCGAGAUCUUUAAUUCGGAAAAUCCAGGUGAUUUCUGUUCUGCUAGAUGCUUUUCGUGAUGUGGGAUUCUCGGAAACUGCUUCCACAGUGCCUUUAUGCUUCAAGGAGUUGUACCUCCUGCUUCACAGGUCUAAAAUCUUGAUUGAUUAUGUCAAAGGGUCGAGUAAAUUGUGGCUGUUACUCCAAAACCAUUCCAUUUCUGGUCAUUUCCAUGAUUUGAAUCAGGAAAUCUCCACUCUUUUGGAUGUUUUCCCUUUGGGUGAAAUCGAUUUACCCGAAGAUGUUAAAGAACAAGUUUUGUUGCUAUGCAAACACUCUACGAAGUCGAAAUUGUUUACCGAUAAGCAUGACGAUUUCUUGAGGUUGAAGUUGUAUUAUUUCUUGAAUGAAUUCGAUAGUGGAAGAAUACCCGAAAGGAGCGAGCUUCACGCAUUUUUCAUCGAAAAGUUAGGGAUAUCCAAUGUGGAAAGCUGUCGAUUUGAGAUCGAAUUCUUGGAGGAGCAAAUUGUGAAUCGUGCUGGUGAUAUUGAGCCUACGUCCUCCGUUAUCAACGGCUUUGUGGCUUUAGCACGGUACUGUAGAUUCUUGCUGUUUAGAUUCGAGGACGAGGCUGAAUUAGGACGGUGGAAUCAAAACAAGGCGAAGAAAGGAUUUAUUACAGAGGAGAUUGCAGGCACAUCUAUUACAAUCCCGAAGGAUUUCUGUUGCCCUUUCACACUCGAUUUAUUGAAGGACCCUGUAAUAGUAUCCACAGGGCAAACGUACGAACGCGCAUCGAUUUCAAGAUGGAUGCAAGAAGGGCAUCUCACUUGUCCUAAAACAGGGCAGAUGCUGGUGCACACUAAAUUGGUGCCAAAUCGAGCGAUGAGAAAUUUGAUCACGCAAUGGUGUACGGCGAACGAGAUACCAUAUGAUCCACCAGAGAAUCCGGAUUAUUCCUCCGAAAAUUCGUUCGCAUCUUCUCCAAGUAAAGCCGCAGCCGAAGCUACUAAAGCCACGUCCAGUCUCCUCAUCGAACAGCUGGCUAACGGAACGGAAAAAGCCAAGACUGUAGCUGCCAUGGAGAUUAGAUAUUUGGCAAAAACGGGGCGAAAGAAUCGAGCUUGCAUUGCUGAAGGUGGUGCUAUCCCUCUUCUUGAAAAAUUGCUGUCAUCUUCGGAUUGUUUCGCACAGGAAAAUUCGAUAACCGCAAUUUUGAACUUGUCGAUUUACGACAGGAAUAAAGGGGUUAUUAUGGGUGUGGAAGGUUGUUUGAGGGCUAUUGUUUGGGUUUUGAGAAACGGGCUUACAGUCGAGGCCCGUGAAAAUGCAGCAGCAACUUUAUUCAGUCUUUCGGCUGUGCACGAUUUCAAGAAACAAAUAGCCGAAGAAGAUUAUGCCAUAGAAGCUUUAGCUUCUCUCUUGAGAAACGGAACUCCACGUGGGAAAAAAGAUGCCGUUACAGCUUUAUUCAAUUUAUCCACACACAUAGAGAACUGUGGAAGAAUGAUCGAGUCAGGAGCAAUAACGGUAUUAGUCGAAGCCCUCGAUUUCGAAGGUGUAUCGGAAGAAUCUGCAGGUGCACUGGCCCUUAUUGUACGACAGCGGUUAGGGGCUGAGGCGGUGGCAAAAGAGGAGAAAGCGGUGGCUGGGUUGAUCGGAAUGAUGAGAUGUGGGACCCCUAGAGGGAAGGAGAAUGCGGUGGCGGCAUUGCUCGAACUGUGUAGGAGUGGCGGUGCCGCCGCUCUGGAGAGGGUGGUGAAAGCUCCGGCGAUGGUGGGGCUGUUGCAGAGCUUGCUUUUUACGGGUACGAAACGGGCUAGGAGAAAAGCGGCUUCGCUUGCUCGGGUUUUCCAGAGGUGUGAAAAUGGUUGGUUGCAUUUUGGAGGGUUGGGUGUUGGGUAUGCAUUUGCUGGAGACUUGGAUGUGAAUAGAGAUACAAUGUCUGUUGCAAUUUCUGUGCCUGUGGUAUGAUUUGUUUGUUUUUAUCUGUAUUAGUUGCAAUUUAUUUAUUAUUAUUUUUCAUUUAGA
Erythranthe guttata (spotted monkey flower) is the source of this 3056-nucleotide messenger RNA. RefSeq names its product U-box domain-containing protein 17. The record is from RefSeq and is a predicted model, not a curated record. NCBI's taxonomy places the organism in Eukaryota, Viridiplantae, Streptophyta, Magnoliopsida, Lamiales, Phrymaceae. Gene Ontology annotation, molecular function: protein binding; ubiquitin-protein transferase activity. Gene Ontology annotation, biological process: protein ubiquitination.